AUGGACCAGAGUGAUUGGGACGAACAUGCAGAACGUCUCAUGUUCGCCUUGAAUACCUCGUUCAACGCUACAAGAUUAGACAGUUCGUUUUAUCUGGUUCACGGCUGGGAUGCUCAAGGGGCCAUAUUCGCAAUGCUGGGCUCGAAACCAUCCACAGUCGAAGAACGAACAGCCAUGGAAUGGCGUCGUAAGAUGCAAUGGGAUUAUCGCUAUGCACUUGCAUGCGCUGAAGACUUGCAAAAGAACGCGAAACGUCCGAGAUCUGCCGCCCAGACGCGUAAGUGGAAGGAACUCUCGGACCGUGUAAAGGCAGGUUUCGAAGCUGGUGACUCUGUCUGGUUGUAUAUUCCCAAAGUCCGUACAGGAUUGAGCCGCAAAUUAGUUCACAUAUGGCACGGACCUUUCCGAAUCGAUGAAAUCCAUGAUGACUUCAGAGUCAAGCGAGAUAGUUGGGAGCCGGACCCUGCAAAGGAUGAGUAUGAAGUCGAAGCCAUCCUGGAUCUCAGGUGGAUCAAACGUACAAGGACCUCCAAGCGUUCUCGGGAAUAUCUCAUGAAGCGGAAGGGAUACACGGAUCCAGAAUGGAUACCUCUGGCUCAACUUAAUUGCGGGGCACUGUUGUACGAAUUCAACCAAGGCGCUAAGGCCAGCGCACGUUUCCAGGCCAUGCAAGCUGGAGACGAUCACCAUGGGAACUAG
Phytophthora megakarya is the source of this 699-nucleotide messenger RNA. Lineage: Eukaryota; Oomycota; Peronosporomycetes; Peronosporales; Peronosporaceae. The record is from the annotation of a GenBank genome assembly.